Drechmeria coniospora is the source of this 1395-nucleotide messenger RNA. RefSeq lists its product as uncharacterized. The coding region runs from base 1 to 1395 and encodes 464 amino acids. The transcript is spliced from 3 exons. Lineage: Eukaryota; Fungi; Ascomycota; Sordariomycetes; Hypocreales; Ophiocordycipitaceae. The record is from RefSeq and is a predicted model, not a curated record. Gene Ontology annotation, molecular function: aspartic-type endopeptidase activity. Gene Ontology annotation, biological process: proteolysis.
AUGGCUCCGCUGCAACGUUUCGCCCUCCUCGUCUUCCUCGCCCUCCUCUCUCUCGCCGAGGCCGGCAUUUUGUCCCUCUCCGUAAGCCGCAGAGGACCCGACAGCACAUCACUCCUUCGCCGAGACGGCACCCUGAACCUUACGACACGGUAUACUUGGGGCACUGAAGGCUACUAUGUGAAUAUGGGCGUCGGUGAGCCUGUUCAGAACCUUCACUUUCUGCUCCAUACGACCACCAGCCUUUCGUGGGUCCUCUCUGCCCCUGCCUAUGGCUGCAAGGAAAUACCCGGCUUGGGCCUGGGAUGGUGCCAGCAAACAUUUAACCCUGAAAAGAGCAGCACCUUCAGCCUGGUCGACCAAGAUGCCCUGAAACUGGGCGAAGAGGCCCGUACCCCUCGAUUCCGGGGGUUUUACUUCAACGAUACGGUUACCAUCCAAGGUAAACAGAUCAAAAAUCAGCAUCUUGGCCUCGCCUUCAAGAACUCCAGGUUCGAAUCCGUCAUCGGUCUUGGCCUGCAGGCUAGCGACGCUUCCAAGGAAAAUAAUGCCACUACCAUAAUCGACAGCAUGGUUGAAAACGGCAUCAUCGACGUACCUGUAUUCAGCCUCUAUCUUAACGGCGCUGACGCUGAGUCCGGCACAAUCCUCUUUGGCGGUGUCGACUCGAAAAAGUACCACGGCACACUCGCUACCAUCCCUCUGAUGCCGGAUCCCAAAUCGCACCUGGCUGGCGGAGACGUCACUUCAUAUGCCAUCCACCUAAGAGGGCUUGAAGUCGACGGUCUCCAGCUCGACCCCCUUGACACCCAUGCCAUAAUGGACGCCAGUGAUUCCCGUACUGUUCUUCCGCGUGAGCACGUCACCAAAAUCUACAAACAUUUUGGCGUCUAUAUGAAUGACUCUUACUACAUGGCCCUAAUAGAUUGCGCCUAUGGUCGCGAAAAGGGAAAGGCCAUCAGCUUCCGCUUCAACUUCAGUGGCCAGUCUAUUGUUGUACCUAUGCGUGAGAUGAUCUUUGAUGCCAAGGACGGACCCAUCCACCGAAGCUUCGGCGAUGAGGAACUGAACAAGGUGGCCGACGGAUGGGAAUCUAUCUGUUACUUUGGUAUCGUCCCCCCCUCCAGGAACGACGACCAAUCCGCUCAAACGGUUUAUUUGGGCGACUCCUUCCUGCGCUCCAGCUAUGUUGUCUUCGACCAAGCCAACUUGCAAAUCGGCCUCGCUCAGGCAAUCGAAAAUGCAACUGAAUCUAAUAUUAUCAAGAUGAAGAAGGGUGAAAAGAAGUUCCCCGACGCCGUCGCUGCCGAGGCCAAGGCUCGCAUCCUCGGCCCAUCGGUCAACACAGUUACCUGCUUACUCAUCACCGCAGCGGCCCUUCUUGCAUUCGUGCUAUAA